Messenger RNA from Aspergillus tanneri, 417 nucleotides. RefSeq lists its product as uncharacterized. Bases 1 to 417 code for a protein of 138 amino acids. The record is from RefSeq and is a predicted model, not a curated record. NCBI's taxonomy places the organism in Eukaryota, Fungi, Ascomycota, Eurotiomycetes, Eurotiales, Aspergillaceae. The transcript has a single exon.
AUGCCACCGCUCCUUGCUAGCGCCUGCCCCCUGGCUGAUGGCCAUAAUGAGGCCUUCGGGCCCUCCUUCCAAGUUAUUGCCGAAGUCACAUUGGAAUAUGCUGACCCCGAUGUUCCCGAUCAGGAAAUUGAGUUUGAAUUCAUAAUGGAUUACCACCAAGGCAUUUGUGCCUUGUGUGUUAUGUACCAGAUGGUUUACCUCCUCCCUGGUUUCCUUCCGAGGGCUGUGCCUUGGCACUUGGUAGCGCAGGGGAUGGAAAUCUGUUACGGUGGCCUACAAUGGUCCCUUGAUUGGUAUCAUCCUCUUCGUCAUGAGCUAACCCAUCCUGGGGGCCAUCUUUACUGCUGGUUUACCUUGAGUGAUUGUGAUCCAGCUCCAGAGCCCGUUAGCCCUUCCCUCCUGCGUCCACCUCCGUAG